Messenger RNA from Peronospora belbahrii, 2736 nucleotides. The record is from the annotation of a GenBank genome assembly. Lineage: Eukaryota; Oomycota; Peronosporomycetes; Peronosporales; Peronosporaceae.
AUGACAAACGCCAUGGACGACAUACCGACGUCACAAGAUGCAAAGACCCUUGUCCCGUUGUCACUGAGUCUGGUAGCAAAGAAGGAAAAGAUCCUGCAAAUGGAGGCUAGCAAGCUUGAGAAACUACUACUUCAACGUAAUGAGAUGCUCUGUGGCUUGCGAGAAAGUCACGAGUACUUGCUUACGACAAAUGGACAGCUACAAGCAAGAAGAUGUUUAUAUCGCGAAAAGCUCGUGUCUCUUAGGACGCUGCUAGUAGCUAAUCCAGAGGCAAAUGGGGUAGACAAAGGUCGCCACAGCGACGCUAUUGGAAUGAACGAGUUGGAUGCAACGAGUGAGAAGUGUGGAAUGCUAAAGGAAAUAUUACUUGGACUGGUGGACAAGCAUGCUGGACUCGAACGACGGUGCAUGGAGCUUGAAGAGCAGACGUCUCGAGAGACGUUGGCUUUGAAAUCGAAAGAGCAACAACUAAACGAAGCUCGAAAUACUCUUGACCUGCUACGCGAAGAUAUUUGCUCAACUCAAUGGAACCUCGAGUAUGAUCAAGCUGAACUCGCUAAAGAAGAAAAGCGACUCAAUAUUAUUAGUCAAAGCGGGCAACAUGAAGCAGCAACUGUAGAAAAAGUCGACGCUACUUUGCGGUGCGAAAAGAACGCAGUUGAAGACUUACACAGAAGCUGGCAAAACUAUGAAGGCAUGAUCCAUGAAGAGCACCGCCAGCUUGUGAUUGAAAAUGAAAACGCAAUAAGUGAACAGCAAAAACUGCAGAUGUUGCUUGGAAGCAACGGGGCGACGUGCCCGGCUGAUGAGGAAGUUGUGCAGUCAGCUAAUGAUCUGAAAUUGCGGUUGCAACAUGUCAACGAAGAAGUGACUAGCGCCAAAUUCUUUCGACGGGAACUAGCUCUACGAAAGAAACAAGAAAAGGAAUGGCUAGCCUUCACGCAUUCCAGUAUCAAGGCAAAGGAUGAACAGCUCAACUGGCUGGAGUGCCAACGCGUGCACCUUGAAAAUGAGCAAAAUGAAGCAAAAAAGGUUUACGCUGCUGAAGAAGCCACUUACCAGACUUUUCUCAGAGAACAUAAAGCAGCAGUAGAUUCGUGUGAAAAUCAAAUUCGUGAUGCCGAACGACAACUAAAGACGACAGAGCGUGCCAUCCCUGCCCGCAAGAAGAAGAUAACUGCUAUUAACAAAAAAAUUGCGGAAAAGGCAAAAGUACUCGCGGAAUGGAAGACGAAAAUUUCCACAAACCAGGCGCAAGCGUCGAAAUCUGCAGCUACAAAAGAGCUUGUGCAUGCUGAAAUGCUGGCCAUACAAAAUGCAUUGGAGCAAGCUUGCCUCAGUGUUCAACGCACGAAGCAACUUCGAACUACACAAGAAAUGGAAACCGAAGAGUUGCGCUCAUCUUGCGCGGUAUUGGAGUCUGAAAUUCAGCAAUUACACAAGACGUUGGCAACGUUGAAGGAUGAUAUUGCUGCAGCUCAAACUGCCGUAAAAAAUCGUGUCGACGAAAUACGUGACAAGUUCUUAAGCACCUUCGUCGUUGAGGACGCUGGAAAUUUGAUUGAGCUGUUGAAUAAGGAGAUCGCAAACUGGACAACAAAAGAUACCGACGGAGCAAUUUCUAAUGCGUUUGCUAUCCAGAUCAAAGUGCUACAGCAGAGAUACGAUGAUCUGUCGGCCAACACGCGCAAAAGAUAUGAUAAAAUUUUGCUACAGAAGGAAAGGCAGUACAACACAAAGUUAAAAAUGCUAAACACUAAGGCCGCCGAGAAGAAACAGAAGCUUGCAGUUGUCUCUUUGAUCAGCAACAACCAACUCACGGGCAAUAAAGCUGUAGUGAAGAAUUCGGUUUGCAAGGAAGCUUUGUCUGCGACGGGCCAUAAGCCUGAAGUGGAUCCUUACAGCGUGGAGAUUACGCCAAGCGAAGAUGACACCAACGAAACCGAAAAAAAUAAGUUUGACCCAUUCCGGAAGGAGCACACAAACAGCGAUGGUACCAACAGCGAGGUCCCAGCGCAAUCUUCUUCAAAGCUGGCGCAAAAAACGACGAAAGAAGUGCAGAAGCUAGCUCCAAAGUCCGUCCGACGUCAACUCGCACCUGGCUUAAACUUGGUGGACCAGUCGCCCCAGACGGACAAAGAACUGACCGACAAUUUCGCCACCAACUCCAUAGCUGUGGUAGCAGCAACGAAGGCAACCGAUCCUAGUGGAUUGACAGUCUUGACGCAACGCAGACAAAGCAGUGAUAAUGGAGCACGUCAAUCACGAUUGAAGCGGCGCACACCAGCGCAGAAGGCGGGAAAUCCACCAGCAAAGACCGCAAGUAUCACACCAGAAGCUGCACUGCCUGCAAGUAUUGCAGACAGCAUGUCCACUUGUGCUCAACCGAAUCCUGCCGUCGAACUAUCAAGUCAAAGCUCUGUUUAUUCUCCAAUCGGCUGCGAUGAUGACCACGAGGCAUUACAAUUCACGCGAGAUGCAGGCGAUGCUGACGUGACAAAGCAGAUGUCCAAUACAGCAGUGCUCUUUUCAGCAAGCCAAGCCGCCGCUAAAAAGCCACAGCUAAAAAAGGUGGGUCAGCACAGUAAAAUUACCGCCAAGCGUCGCACUUCAACAAAGGUAACGCACCUAUCACGCCCGAAGGUGAAGAAAGUCAACCGCGUUUCUAUCGGACGCUCACAAGCCAACGUGCGUACCGUGGACUGGUCCGCUACAGAUUCCUUUACCUUCGACUGA